Aethina tumida (small hive beetle) is the source of this 1577-nucleotide messenger RNA. RefSeq names its product cytochrome P450 6B1. The record is from RefSeq and is a predicted model, not a curated record. The coding region runs from base 174 to 1556 and encodes 460 amino acids. Lineage: Eukaryota; Metazoa; Arthropoda; Insecta; Coleoptera; Nitidulidae. Gene Ontology annotation, molecular function: heme binding; iron ion binding; oxidoreductase activity, acting on paired donors, with incorporation or reduction of molecular oxygen. The transcript has 3 exons.
GUCCUUAUUUAACGCAUGUAAAAUUAAUGAGAUAAAAAUCAUUAUGGAACUCGUUGUGAAACAAACCAUAUGAUUCGUCCAUUGUAGGUUGAGUUCGAUUCGUGUUAGUCGUUUUAGUUUAUCAAAAUGUGAUAGAAAAGCAGUAAGUUUAAUGAAUUGGGCAUUUUUGAAAAAUGGAUCUUUGCUCCCGCCAAUUCAACUUUUUCGUGGAGGCCUCGACGCUGCUCUACUGCCUCACGUUGUUUACAUUUGUUGUUGUCGGAUUGUUUUUGUUCGUCCAAAGUGUUUAUUCGUUUUUCGAAAAGCAGAAGAUACCGCGCGGGCCGCUCCCGUCGCCGCCCUUCGGUAAUUUGAAGGAUGUGAUUUUCAAAAGGGUCAACGUCAACAUACAUUUAUGGAAAUAUUACAAUAGAUUCAGGAGGAAAAAGUACUGGUUCGGAGGGUUGUACAUACUGUUCAAACCCUUGGUGAUGAUCCUUGAUCCGUAUUUGGUGUACACCGUUUUAACAGACAAUAAUCAUUUCGAGGAUAUAGAUGACGAUAUAUCGGAGGAAAAUGCGUCUGCAAUUUAUGACGACGCAAUAUUAGUCGAGUUUCUAAAGAAAUACGACGCUUUAGAAGACAAGUUCCUCAAUACCAUCGAUUCUGCGACAUCGAUUUAUGACUUUUAUGUAAAAGCGUCGACUCACUUGAUCGGAAUUAGUCCCCUGGAAUUUUCCACAUUGGAAAAGAAGGAUCAUCCCAGGCAUCAAAGCACAUUCAGUUAUUACUUGUCCCUCAGUUACCCUCAGUUAUGCCAAACGUUCAAUAUUAAUUCUAAUUACGGUAACACCGGACUCACCAAUUUGCUGAGGAAAGAAUUGGAAAGAAGGAAAAAGAACGACAUUAGGAAAACAGAUUUACUCAACAAUGUCUCCAAUGCAAAUGAAUUGAACACUGAUGCUUACAUUAAGCACAUCAGUGAGUUUUUCUUCGACAGUUUGGAGUUCGGUCAGUCCCUUACGCAGUUCUGUUUAUACGAGCUGUGCGAAAAUGAAGACACACAGCAGGAACUUAUAGGCGAACUGAGGAGGUUUAGAAAAGACAAUGAUGUUAUUACUAGGGACAAUAUUGCAAAGUUAACUCUUUUAGAUGCCAUUAUUAAAGAAACUCUUCGAAAAUAUCCGCCUCAUGCAUCAAUUAUUAGAAGAUGUCAUAAAGAUUAUAAGAAUGAAAAAUAUCGACUAAAUCUUUUGAAAGAGUGCCUUACUGUUGUGUCUGUAUUUGGAAUACAUCAUGACCAACUAAACUUUCCAAAUCCAGAGCAAUUUGAUCCUGAUAGAUUUUAUGUAGAAAACGAGAAGUACAUGAAGUCGUACUCAUUUAUACCAUUUGGUGUAGGAGCAAAGAGUACUAUUGGUAUGAAGUUUAUUGUGUUGCAAUUAAAAUUAUGCAUUUUAAGUAUUUUAUCCAGAUAUAAAGUGACCUUAAAAAGUUCAAGCAAUUUGGUGUAUGAUCCAAAGAAACUAACAAUAUCUCCUUCCUCGCCUUUAAUAUUCCAUUUUGAACUAUUGUAGCAAUAAAAUAUUUGUUUGAAA